AACCCAACCCAAACGAAGACGUUGAUAGUGUUAGGGCAACGGAACAGUAACCAAAGAAGAAGAAGAAAAAAUGGCGAGUGGGAAGAAGGGAAAGAGAAAAGGAAGUGAUGAAAACGACGACGACAGAACCCAAAAGAAAAACAAAACGACAGAAACAAACGAAGAGCCACUGCGUUUCUUCGUGAACCAAUUUCAAGCCGCGAACGGUGUACACCUCUCUUCCAUCGAACUCGAAUCCCUGAAGGACACAACCAUUCUGGAGCUAUCAAAUUCCCAAUCCACAGAUACUGAUUUAGAUGUGAAAUUCAUGGCGGGUGAUGUUAAAGCUUCGUUCGGCGAUUCAUGGAGAAAGGUUCUCUGUGAAAGUGAACUUGUUGAAGGAAAAAUUGCCGCUGGUAGUCCUUCUGUUCUUGUUGUGUCUUACUCUGCUUUGAGAUCUAUACACCUUUUGAAAGGGUUUCGGUCUGUUACGAAACUGUGUAGUCCUGUUAAGUUGUUCUCUAAGCAUAUCAAACUUCAAGAACAGAUUUCUUUGUUGAAAAACCGUGUUAACAUUGCUAGCGGCACACCAAGCAGGAUUAAGAAGCUCAUCGACAUUGAAGCCUUGGGCCUUUCAAGGUUAAAAGUACUUGUGCUUGAUAUUCAUCCUGAUGUGAAGGGCUUUUCCUUGUUUACUCUUCCACAAGUCAGAGAUGAAUUUUGGGACUUGUUCAAGAAUUAUUUCUAUCAACCAAUGAUUCAAGGUGAUCUGCGCAUCUGUCUCUACGGUCCAUGCAAGCCUGCUGCUGGUUUAAAAAGCAAAAAAGGACCUCCUGUUCGUGAUGAAUAAUGUAUGAUCGUGAUGAAAAUCAUACUUGUCUUGUUUUAGGGUUGUAUACUUGCAUUAUCUUUAAAUACCGUGAGGAAAUGACAAAUCAAAUCGGCUAGUUGAUGGGGUGGAUGGGAUGUUGUUUACACUUAACUAGACUUCUUUAAUGGGAUUUUCAAUCUAGUCUUAGCUAUAUUAUCACAACAGAACACAAGCACACUUACGAGCUGUUACAAACUUUCCUCCAAUUUUGUAUUCUUUGAUAAGGAUGCCAUUUUCGUGCACAAGUGAGUUAGGUGAUGUAUCAUAUGUCACUUUAAUCUGUUGUUAGAUUGAACAGUUCUACUGCAUCUAAUAGUAGACUAUCAAUUUUGUAUAUUUUCAUUCCAAAAUUUUAAAGUUGUUAUUUAUUAUUUGUAUGUGAACACAACUAUCAAAUUAAAAGAGGAUAAUAAAAAUAGUGUUAAUAGUUAA
This is a messenger RNA of Vicia villosa (hairy vetch), 1282 nucleotides long. RefSeq names its product protein CMS1-like. The transcript is spliced from 4 exons. NCBI's taxonomy places the organism in Eukaryota, Viridiplantae, Streptophyta, Magnoliopsida, Fabales, Fabaceae. Gene Ontology annotation, cellular component: 90S preribosome; nucleus. The record is from RefSeq and is a predicted model, not a curated record. Bases 71 to 829 code for a protein of 252 amino acids.